Messenger RNA from Doryrhamphus excisus (bluestripe pipefish), 959 nucleotides. NCBI's taxonomy places the organism in Eukaryota, Metazoa, Chordata, Actinopteri, Syngnathiformes, Syngnathidae. The record is from RefSeq and is a predicted model, not a curated record.
CACCAGCUCUCUAAACCCCUCAAAAUAUGUUCACAAACCAACAGAGGUCUGCAGCCUCCACAGCGGCAUGGGUUUUUAACAGAUCCUGCUUUGUAUUUGGACACACUCUGUCUGCAAGACUGCGACUUCUCAAUAGGACGGAUAGUAUUACUUCAGGCGAUGCUGCUUAGAAGCUAUCUCAGUGCGACUAUUCUACUAAUAUGUUAUGUCCUGUUAAGUUGUACGUCAGAACACGACAAGAAGAAAGGUGGAAUAAUUCAUAGCCCUGCCAAAAAUGCUGACAGCACCAUUAAGGGGAUGAGAAACGCAGCAAAAGUAGACGACGGGGGAUCCGAUGCUGCCACCCGAAUGAAUAAGGUCAAAAAGACAGGAAGUCCGAGACGAAGAAAUGACACAGGCUGUACUAGCCUGGGAGGCAUCUGCCAGACGGACCGAUUCAUCUGCCAAGGUCGAUACCUGAGAGACAAGUGUUCAGGACCCGCAACGAGGCGGUGCUGUAUGCCAGUUGGAGCGUGGCGUGUUCUAUGUGCCGGUCACUACAACAACAGAGUGAGAGGCUGCGAUCUGCACGGCUGUGGAGCUUUUAACUCCAGGGGAGAUCAUGACCUCCAUCGGGCUGUGGACUUGGUGUGUUCCGACUAUGGUACUGUCAGCGCUCCGUUCGCUGGCUCUCUGGCUGGUCCAGUGAGUCAGAAAGACCCUGCUGGGUUCCAGUAUGAUGGAGUCAAACUUGUCAGUGACGUGCACUGUGUAAAGCUCUUUAACAUCCGGCCGUUCCGCUACAUGGGAACAGUGGCUCAAGGGGACCCACUGGGUUAUGUGUUGCCCCUGCAAGAACGCUUCUCCGGCAUCACCUCACACCUCAAGCUGCAGAUGUGUGACGGCACUGACCCUUCACCUUUCAUCUGAGUGACCUUUGGUGACCUGCAUUCAUCAUUUAUUAAAUGAAUUUGGAUACC